Molecule: messenger RNA, 617 nt
Organism: Odobenus rosmarus divergens (Pacific walrus)
Lineage: Eukaryota; Metazoa; Chordata; Mammalia; Carnivora; Odobenidae
Exons: 4
Source: RefSeq, a predicted model, not a curated record
AUGGCCCGUGUGCCCUGGCAGAAGAUUCACGUGGUGGUUUUGGCUGGGUGGCGGAGAGCCUGUGUCAUCUGCGGGUGGCGCUGCCCACGUUGCCCAGGCGGGUGGGACUCUCUCCUCGAAGUCAUCCUCAUCAGUCUUCUGCUUCUUGGUGUCGACAUCGUCAUCCCCAUCGUCUUCAGCUACCCGUUUGCCUGUAACUGCCUCGGCCUUCACAUCUUCAUCUCCAUCUUUUUCCUCACCAUCGCCUUCCUGCUCCUCCUCCUCUUCCUCCCCCGCUUCUUCCUCGUCUUCAUCUACCUCAUUGUCGGCCUCCUGCUCCCCAUUUUCCUCAUUAGCGUUCCCAUCAGCAGGCACGUCUCUUCCAUUCUCCGCCUGCUCCACAACUUCCUUCUUCUCAAGUCCUUGGUGGUGAUCUCGGAGCUGGUGUCCACGGCCGCGUCUGACAUGAUGGGGCACGCCGGUGAUCCGAUGCAGCGGAUUAAAAAGAAAGCAAGAGGGGGCGCCUGGGUGGCUCAAGUUCAAGGACUCUGGCGAGAAAGCUGCCGGAGUCCGCGGUGGCGGAGGAGGCGCGCGGCAGAGGUGGUUGCGGCGAACGGGGAGCUGGACACGGGAACAAC